UUGCGUGCUUGCCAUCGUCGGGUUAACGUCGUGUCCAAUUUUAGUUUUUUUUCCCGUGAUGUAGUUUUGUUUGAAUGUUUUUGAGGAGGCAGCGUUUUUUGUACCAUGAGAAAUUAAGACGAGUAAGCAGUGACUCGAUAUGUUCGUGAAUUUUAAGUAGAUGGAUAUGCAGCUGUUCAAUUUAUAGAAAAUAUCUCGAAAAAUAAUCGAUGAUCCUGAAGCAGGUGUGUCCGCCCGCUUACUGUCUCGUAUAAUUAUAUAUGUCGGUUUGAACACAAAAGUGCGCCCUGUUGGGUAUGGUAAUUGAAACGACAUUUGAUUUAAGUCGCGUGUGUUGCAGCAGCCUAAUAUGGAACUGGCCUGACUUUGGCCAAAUUCUUUCUAUUCCUCAAAUUCAAUUCGACGUAUUGGUGUGAAUGUACAAUAAAAUCGAGGUGGUUCCAGCUAGUGUGUAAUUACGCUCGGUCGUUCGGUAAAAUAUUACUGUUUCAUUAAUAAUAACUUCGAGUGAAUGUUUCAAAGCUGUACCAGUGACCAAGAGGGUCUGACAGUGCAUCAGCUUAAGCUCACUCUGGAUACGAUAUGGGAUAUCAUCAAGCCAACAGGGUCUAGUUUGGGGAGAAAUGUGACCUACCGUCCUUGUUUGAAUACAAGCGAAGCCUGUUAUUUAGCAUCGAGUGGAACAAAUGGUCAAUUAAAGACGAUGUAGUUAUACUGUGGAAAAGAAAGUCCGCUACAAAAUGUAGUUAUCUUACGUUAAAAGUUUUACAUCGUGAAAACAAGAUUUCAACCGCAUUCUUCAGUUGCUAGAACCGGCGAACGAUCAUCUCAGCCAGUGUCUGUUGCACAGUGGGUAGACGGGGCAUCGGAAACUAAUAUCGGAGUCAGCCGCAAUUUCGUAGCAUCGCAUAACAUGCUGAGAACAGGCGCGAAAAGUGUGGAAAUGUAGACGAAUAUAAUUGACCCUGAAACGGUUAACUUUUUCCCGCGCCCGGAACUGGAAAAUGCAAAUCCACGUUAACAAAAAAGUGCAUUUUGUGAUAUCGGAAGUAUAAUCAUGCUGCGCAAAAGAAGUGUUAACUUACGCUGAUGAUGAUACCGUUGGUUGAAGCGAGUGGUGGUGUGAGAUAACGUUGAACAUGUCGAUUUUUAUACGUGUGAAGUGAAAAAAACCGGUUGAAUUGUCAUAAACGAUUUAAAAACAACUAUUCAAUUACACGAGAGUUAAUUCAAAUGUGUUCUUCAGCUAAGAUGAAAAUGUCUAAUAUGAACAUUCCAAUUGUGUUAGUCAAAACCAAGCAGUACUUGCAGAAUCAGCACGCCAGAGGCCAUUAUUGCGAAAAUGUAAUUCAUUGGGAAAUAGGACACGAUAAAUGCUGAAACAUAUUCAUUCUGGCCCCGUGUCUGGGCAAAAUCGGUCAGCACGGGGUCUUAAUCGGUCGGGUCAACCACUAAACGUGUCGACAGUAUCGGCUACGUCAGCAACACCAUCCUGUACGAAACAUAUGAACGGAGGGCCUCCAAGAUUGUUGUCUUCAUUCAUCAGACCACUGCCUUCAUUGUCGUCGAAUAGCAAUAACAAUCACAACCUGACCAACAAUAACUCAACUACGAAUAACAACAUCCUGAGUAGUACUGCUGUUAAUGUAAAUAAAAAUAGAUUAGGCGCACGGGAAGCUUUAACGAGCUUAGGAUUACUUUGUUUAGUUUCUCUUUUGCUAGCUUUGUUAUCGUUAAUAUUUUUGUUGAAAAUAUCCCCUGGAGGACGGGAACCUCCUCCGCCAACCGUUGGACCGGCAAUUCUAGAAGACUAUGCGAUCGUUUACGAUGUCACCCUAGCGUUGUGUGCCCUCUCGCUGUCACUCAACUUGUGCUGUCUGCUGGUGUGUGCAAUCCAAUUCCUGUUUGCCGUUAAAUUAGUACGCGCACCUGCAACCACCGGAAGAGGUAACAAGUAUUUACAAAAAUCGAGUGUCAGCCGGGUGUGUGCCGUUGGUGGGUUCUUCAUAUCUAUUCCAAUCUUUUUGACAGGAAUUAUUCUAUACACCUUUACGCAGUUCCACUCGACCCCGGCGAUAGUUACUAGCAUCCUGAUAGGUGUGGGUAUCGUCUUCUGUGGAGGUGCAAUGGUGCACAACGUUUUCGUUUGGCAACGUGAGAAAACGAUAAGCGUGCGUCAAACUCCGCUUAGUUUGAACCUUACACUUUCGCCGCAGAUUAGUACGAUUUCGCAGCCAGCGCAAUAUGCUAACCAAAACGGCCAUUCGACUCAUUUGAGUUUACAUCACUGUCACGCCAAUCAUAACCAUACUCCAGUUACUCAGCUGACCCCCGUAACUCCUCUCUCAGGCAAUCAUUCGCAUAUCAGUUUCAACCAUUCGUAUCUACCCUCGUAUGGGGGCAUUAGAGCUGCAACCGCAACUCCACCAACUCCCAAAGUCAGUGGGUUAGUUGGGAGAGAUGCGAGUGGUUCCGUUAGCCCUGGGAUGCCAGCCAAUCUCAAUACUGCCACGCUUGAUAUUAGCAGCGCAACUGCCACGAACUCGCCACAUGAACUGUCCACACUCGUGUAAGACUGAUUUAAAUUUUCAGAAAAGCAAAAGACAUUUUAAAACAGGAAUGUAUUAAAUAUUCUUCCACUGUAUUCUUAAAAUUUGCUCUAGAAAACUGUUAAACACAAUGUACAAAGUAUCGUAGUAAAAUAUUGUUGGUAAUAACACAUGAAUGUACAGAUUGCCAUGUGAAGAAGGGUACACUCACUAUUUAUUUAUGCUAGUAUAAGUAUAUGAUGUAAUUCUUGCGAUUGUGUAGUAAUUCUAUGAUCAAAGAAAAAAAAAUACUGCAACUGUUUAGCAAUCGGUCAUCGAGGAUGUUUACAAAUGGAGGAAUGCAUGACUGGAAUAAACAUUGUUUUUUAUUAUCAA
Molecule: messenger RNA, 2924 nt
Organism: Toxorhynchites rutilus septentrionalis
Lineage: Eukaryota; Metazoa; Arthropoda; Insecta; Diptera; Culicidae
Exons: 5
Coding region: 1374-2573 (399 amino acids)
Source: RefSeq, a predicted model, not a curated record